AUGGACAUUAAACUUAAAAGACUCGCUGUCACCAAGGGUUACAUCAACCGCUUCUGGGAGAACCUCCUCAAGGUUGGCAAGGAGAAGGCCACCCAGGCGUAUCUCAAGGCCCGAUUGGCUCUUCUGGAGGACUACUGGCGGCGCUACGAGGAAGGGCAUUACGACCUUGUAGGAUCGAAAGACGCUGAAGUUGAAGCCUACUUUAAUAGUGAUGCCUACUCUACAACGAAGGACAACUACGUGCUAUUUAAAUCACGGGUUAACGCUCUGAUCAAGGAUGAUCCGCCAGCGUCAGGGCGCGACGCCUCUGGCUCUGUGGCGUCCUUUGCCAAGCAAAUCCAAUUGCCAAAGUUAGACCUGCCUUCCUUUUCCGGGGACCCGUUAGCAUGGGAGAGUUAUCGAGAUCUGUUCCUGUCUCUGGUCGGCGAUGUCCCGGACCUGGCCCCGGUGCAAAAGCUGCAAUAUUUAAAAACGACUCUUUCAGGCGAGGCCGCUGAGACUGUCGCAAACAUGGAGAUGACCUCCGCGGGAUUUGACCUCGCGUGGUCCGAGCUGAAGUCGCGGUACGAUAAUCGGCGAGUCUUGCUUGCCUCUCACAUGCGCGCUUUCCUCGGCAGCUCGGCGGUCACAAAACCGUCCCCAGCAGAGCUCAAACGAUUAAGCAGUUCGGUGAUGCGAGUCAGAAGAUCGUUCGAGUCCCUAGGACGCCCGGUCGCUUACUGGGACGAUUGGUUCGUUCACGUCGUCGUUGAGAAAAUGGACCCAUCAUCGCGCCUCUUCUGGGAGGCCUCCCUGAAGACCACUACGGACUUCCCGACUCUCACGCAGCUGCGGGAGUUUCUGCAGACGCGUAUCCAAUCCCUGAAGGCGGCCAAUGUCAAGGCCAGCCCGCAACCGGCUGCUUCAGGUAAACCAGAGAAGAAAAAGGUGAGCGCACUUGCUACAUCGACUACGGGCAAGUCAGCGAAUCGCUGCAGCCUUUGUCAAGGCAAUCACCUCUGCAAUUAUUGCCCGCGCUUUAAGGCGCUCUCGGUGCCGCAGCGACGGGACCACGCUAAGAAGCAGGGGGCGUGCUCUAACUGCCUUAAGCUGAACCACGCAGUGAGCGACUGUCCGUCUGACCUCCGGUGCUUGCGCUGUGGUGACAAGCACCACACAUUGUUACAUAUUCCAGAUGCCUCCUCCGCUGGCGGCGCUGACUCUGCGGCCAAGGAAAAGGACGCUGGAUCUGGUGCGGUGGCGUCUUCUAGUUCGGCGGUGACAGCCAACGUAGCGGUUCUCACCAGCCAGUCCGGGGGUCAGGUUUUACUCUCGACGGCGCAACUGAUCUGCUGA
Monomorium pharaonis (pharaoh ant) is the source of this 1335-nucleotide messenger RNA. RefSeq lists its product as uncharacterized. The record is from RefSeq and is a predicted model, not a curated record. NCBI's taxonomy places the organism in Eukaryota, Metazoa, Arthropoda, Insecta, Hymenoptera, Formicidae. The transcript has a single exon. The coding region runs from base 1 to 1335 and encodes 444 amino acids. Gene Ontology annotation, molecular function: zinc ion binding; nucleic acid binding.